UCUAAGAAAAUUAGGAAGCCAAGACCCUGGAAGCAUCCUGAACCAAUUACAAUGGACAAUAUGUGGAUGAAGAUGCGUGAGGAGUUUUGGGACACCGCACCGCAUUAUGGUGAGAGACAAGAGAUAUGGGAUGCUCUGCAUGCCGCAGCAGAAGCAGAUCUAACGCUUGCCCAAGCAAUUGUGGAUAGUGCUGGCGUGAUUGUUCAGAGAGCUGACUUGACAGUAUGCAUGAUGAAAGAGGGGCUAUAUCCAUCUAUUCUCCCAGUCCCCCGCUCGCUUCUUGCCCACCGCAAACUAGAAAUCUUUUCCGUCUCUGUUGUUCUGUCCAUAAUCUAAUCCAUGCGAUGAUGAUUGU
Molecule: messenger RNA, 355 nt
Organism: Syzygium oleosum
Lineage: Eukaryota; Viridiplantae; Streptophyta; Magnoliopsida; Myrtales; Myrtaceae
Exons: 2
Coding region: 52-336 (94 amino acids)
Source: RefSeq, a predicted model, not a curated record